Xenia sp. Carnegie-2017 is the source of this 893-nucleotide messenger RNA. RefSeq lists its product as uncharacterized. NCBI's taxonomy places the organism in Eukaryota, Metazoa, Cnidaria, Anthozoa, Malacalcyonacea, Xeniidae. The coding region runs from base 61 to 576 and encodes 171 amino acids. The transcript has 3 exons. The record is from RefSeq and is a predicted model, not a curated record.
CAGAUCAAGUCUUGUGCAAACGAUGAUGAUUUGGUUGCAUUUCUGGAAGAAGACUUGACGAUGAAUAUUUUGCAAGUUAUUGGUUAUUGUGGUAUUCCAUCUAAGGAGUCAAGAGAAACAAGCUACAAGAUAAUUAGGUCUCUUGUGAUACGUGAUGUGUCAACAACUCUAGCCAUUAUUGACCAAUCAAUAUCUGGUCUUGAGCUACAUGGGGUUUUGACUGAGUUGUGCAAAUACAGAAAUGUUAUGGAACCAUUAUUUACCAUUGAUGGAGCACAAAAGUUUUCAGUGACAGCUGAUCAUAUUCUAGAUCACAUUUUGAUAGAAUGCAGUCCUGAAGGGAGCAACCAAAAGUUAUUAGAAAUCAAUAUUCACAAGUUUUUUUGUGAUUUUAUUCAAGCUCUUGAAGCUAAAACAGGAGCUACAAAUUCUUUGUCUGCAUUGUACAAAUUUAUAACUGGAGUUGAAACAGUGACCCCACUUGGCAUGGAAAAAACCAUCACUGUGAAAUUCAAGCAUGGAUGCAAACUGGUUGUAGAUGCAGACCAACAGCCUCUACCUGUGCUACAAGCUUAACACUCCCAGUUCAUAUUGAUGAUUCAAAGCAAUUUGAAGAUUUAAUGGAUGCUACACUUGCAGAAAGUUUUGGUUUUGGCUUCAUUUAAAGAAUACAGUAUCAAUUAUAUAUUUCAAGGACAUUUCUCUCUUAAAAUGUUUUUAAUGUUAAGACAACUUAAAAUUUUUGUUAGAUAACACAAACAUUUUGCAUUAGCAGUGAAAAUAAUUCUGAUGCUUCCUGAUAGUUUUCAGGAUAUUGUAAUCUUUGCAACUCAACCAAGUAAUGGAAAUAAUCUUGAAAAGUAUUAUCAUACAACAAUUCAUUAUGGCAAGCA